Macrobrachium nipponense is the source of this 954-nucleotide messenger RNA. Its product is annotated as ribosomal large subunit pseudouridine synthase B-like. The record is from RefSeq and is a predicted model, not a curated record. The coding region runs from base 1 to 954 and encodes 317 amino acids. The transcript is spliced from 2 exons. NCBI's taxonomy places the organism in Eukaryota, Metazoa, Arthropoda, Malacostraca, Decapoda, Palaemonidae.
AUGUCUGGCCCAGUAGGCAUGGUGCAGGUAGGGCGGCGGGCGGGCCACCAAAGGUCCUGCCCAGCAGGCUCCUGCCACCCUUGCCCCAGCAGGGCCUGCGGUGCAGGCAGGCGGGCAGGCCAAAGGUUCUGCCCAGCAGGCCUGGUGCAGGGCAGGCGGGCAGGCCAAAAAGGUUCUGACCAAGCAAGGACUGGUUGCAAGGCAGGAGGGCAGGCCAAAAAAGGUUCUGCCCAGCAGGCCCUGGUGCAGGCAAGGCGGCGGGGCCAAAACGGUCCUGCCCAGCAGGCAUGGUGCAAGGCAGGAAGCGGGUCCAAAAGGUUCUGCCCAGCAGGCCUGGUGCAGGGCCGGGAGGGCGGGGCCACCACAAGGUCUGCCCCAGCCGGCCUGGUGCAAGGCAGGCUGGGCGGGCCAAAAGGUUCGCGCCCAGCAGGCCUGGUGCAGGCAGGAAGGGCGGGCGGGCCAAAAGGUCUUUCUGCCCCAGCAGGCCUGGUUGGCAGGCAGGCUGGGCAGGCCACAAAGGUCUGCCCAGCAGGCCAUGUUGCAAGGCAGGAGGGCAGGCCAAAAGGGUCUGACCCUAGCACGGCCUGGUGCAGGCAGGUGGGCAAGGCCAAAAAGUCUGGCCCCAGCAGGCCUGGAGGGCAGGCCAGGUCGGGUGGUGGGCCAGGCCAAAAGGUCUGCCCAAAUGGCCUGGUGCAGACAGGCGGGCAGGCCAAAAGGUCUUUGCCCAGCAGGCCUGGGUGCAGGCCGGCGGGCAAGGGCCAAAAGGUUGCCCAGCAAGGGCCUGGUGCAGCAAAGACUGGGGAGAGAAUCCAAAACAAAGCACUUUCAAGGAAAAUAUCUCACAAAGAGAUAAAGCAACAAAAUGCUCGAAAAAUGAGGAUUGUCAAAAAUAAGCUGCUAUAUUUCGUCAUAAGGAAGAAUUGCACCAUUAUUCUACUUGAAGUACGACCUUGA